This is a messenger RNA of Drosophila biarmipes, 2482 nucleotides long. RefSeq names its product plasminogen. Lineage: Eukaryota; Metazoa; Arthropoda; Insecta; Diptera; Drosophilidae. The record is from RefSeq and is a predicted model, not a curated record. The coding region runs from base 1 to 2268 and encodes 755 amino acids. The transcript has 8 exons. Gene Ontology annotation, biological process: proteolysis. Gene Ontology annotation, molecular function: serine-type endopeptidase activity.
AUGCAAGCGAAGGUGUUUCUGCUCUGCCUGGUAAAACUUCCGUUCGGUGACGUCAGGGAGAGACACAAAGCAAAAAGAUUGAAAACCAGCUGGCAUGCAAAUCACAUAGAUGCGGACACCAAGGCCAAUCGGAGAUCUCCCCCGGCCCGAAGAGUACCCGUGUCACUCUCUUUGGGAACAUUUCUGCCGACUCGAGCGCAAUCAGAUGACCCCAACGAUGAGGAGCAGCCUCUCCAUCUGACCAACGACGCGUCUUUCUUUCAGCCGCAUCUGCACGACCGCCGACUGGGUCGCCAGUUGACUGAGGAUCUGGGUCUGAGCCAGGGCUCGAGCAGCAGUGGCAGCAGCAGCAGUCAGUCCAGCUCCACCUAUGAGGACGAGGACGAUGUGGAGGGCUCCAGCGAGUACUACGACAGCGAUGAGGAGCAGUCGGAGGGCAGCAACGAGUCCCUGCCUCGCCUGCUCUCGCAGUCCACCUUCAAUCGCAUCUCGGAGACCCUGGGAGCCCUCAAUCAUGUGGGCCACAUGCUGGUGGACAUCACGCGAGGGGGACAGGAUCAGGCCAAAACGGAGGUUGAGAAGAGUGAGGAUCAGAGCAAGUCGGAUGGAUCCUUCGGCUCAGCUUUGAGUGCUUCCAGCACCACGGAGUUGGCCCCCUCUUCUACUCCAUCCACCCUGGGAAAAUCGGAACCACUGCCAGGAGUCUCCGACAAACUGAUGGACCCUCUGCCCAUCACCCUCUCUGCCAAUAGUCUGCUGCCAGCUGGCAAGCCUGCCAAUCUGAGUGUUAUCCAAGUGGCCACCAAGAGAAUCGGCACCGAUGACUCUGCCCCCAUGUUUGUGGAGAACAAGGAGCUCAAGCAGAAGAAGAAAAAGAAGAAGAACAAGAACAAGCAGAAGCUGAAGAAGCCCAGUGAAGAAGGAGUCCCCAUUCCGGUGGUUCAGGGAUCGGUUCAGCAAUCGCAGCAGAAGAUCAAGAUACCCACCACUCCGAGGACUACGACGACCACCACGACGGAGGCACCCGUCACCCUGAGUCCCUUGGAUCAGCUGGCGGAGGCCAGCGAUGAGGCAGGAACCGGCAAGGAUGUGGAGAACUACUGCAAGACGCCGAGUGGCAGAAGGGGCCGCUGUGAGGAUCUCAGCAGUUGUCCCGCCCUUCUCCUCAACCUCAGCAGCUUGAGGGAAUCCCUGUGCUUCAAGAGCCUCUAUGUGCCGGGCGUGUGUUGCCCCAUUUCCGCAUCAUCCACUGUUCUGACCACCCAGAAACCCCUGAGGCUGACCACCCGGCCCACAACCACCACGAGCACCACCAAGCCCACGCAGCAGUCCACCAAGAAGACCACCGUGCGACCCACCACGCGACCCACUUCGGGUUUGGUGCUCAUUCCCCAGAAGAAACCCCCGACCACCACGACGACCACCACCACUGAGGUGCCACUGGAGCCCGAGGGUCUGGAGGAGAUCGGCAACAAUAUCGUGGAUCCCGAUGAGUGCGGCCAGCAGGAGUACUCCACGGGCAGGAUUGUGGGCGGAGUGGAGGCUCCGAAUGGCCAGUGGCCAUGGAUGGCGGCCAUCUUCCUCCACGGACCCAAGCGAACGGAGUUCUGGUGCGGUGGUUCCCUAAUUGGUUCCAAGUAUAUCCUUACUGCGGCCCAUUGCACCAGGGACUCGCGACAGAAACCAUUCGCUGCCCGUCAGUUUACGGUGCGAUUGGGAGACAUCGAUCUCUCCACAGAUGCCGAACCCUCCGAUCCCGUGACCUUCGCCGUCAAGGAAGUGCGCACCCACGAGCGCUUCUCCCGCAUUGGCUUCUACAACGACAUUGCCAUCCUGGUUCUGGACAAGCCGGUGAGAAAGUCCAAGUAUGUGAUUCCCGUGUGCCUGCCCAAGGGAGUUCGUAUGCCGCCCAAGGAGCGACUUCCAGGGCGCAGAGCCACCGUCGUGGGCUGGGGAACCACGUAUUACGGUGGCAAGGAGUCCACCAGCCAGCGGCAGGCGGAACUGCCCAUUUGGCGGAACGAGGACUGCGAUCGCAGCUACUUCCAGCCCAUCAACGAGAACUUUGUCUGCGCAGGCUACUCCGAUGGCGGAGUGGAUGCUUGUCAGGGCGACUCUGGCGGCCCGCUGAUGAUGCGAUACGACUCCCACUGGGUUCAACUGGGAGUGGUUUCCUUUGGAAACAAGUGCGGCGAACCUGGCUACCCGGGUGUCUACACUCGGGUCACCGAAUACCUGGACUGGAUACGCGAUCACACGAAGGACUGAUCGCCCUCCUGGUCCCGAUCCCAACCACCUUAGCCGUAACUGUAGCCUAGGUUUAGGUACGCACUAGUCUAUGUACUCUUAAUGACCCGAGCCCCUCCCCUCCUGUUCUAUGUGCAGUGCCCUAUUUAUUAACCGCAUCCCGUUGCUAUGAUGAGUGGCAUUUGUUGACUAAAUUAUUAAUAUUUAAUUUUGAUAAUAAACUAUGUGAAAAGUA